This is a messenger RNA of Macadamia integrifolia, 1359 nucleotides long. RefSeq names its product transcription factor MYB41-like. Bases 44 to 1090 code for a protein of 348 amino acids. NCBI's taxonomy places the organism in Eukaryota, Viridiplantae, Streptophyta, Magnoliopsida, Proteales, Proteaceae. The transcript is spliced from 4 exons. The record is from RefSeq and is a predicted model, not a curated record.
UCCUAUAUCAUUAUAUCCUCCAAAGCAUAAUCUAAUCUCAGGGAUGAGGUCUCCUAGUAGCGACGACGCCGGUGUGAAAAAGGGGCCGUGGACGCCGGAAGAAGAUCAGAAGCUGAUGGAUUAUAUUCAGAAACAUGGACAUGGAAGUUGGAGAGCACUCCCAAAGCUUGCAGGAUUGAAUAGGUGUGGAAAGAGUUGCAGAUUAAGAUGGACUAAUUAUCUAAGACCAGAUAUCAAGAGGGGGAAGUUCUCUGAGGAUGAGGAAAGAACUAUAAUCCAACUUCACUCAGUUCUUGGAAAUAAAUGGUCCGCGAUUGCUACCCAUCUCCCUGGAAGAACUGAUAAUGAGAUCAAGAACUUCUGGAAUACCCAUUUAAGGAAAAAGCUUCUCCAAAUGGGCAUUGAUCCCAUUACCCACAGACCAAGAGCAGAUCUCAAUUUCCUAUCAAAUCUCCCUCAUUUGCUUGCAGCUGCAAGCCUUCUCAAUCAGAUGAAUCCAUUGGACAGUGCUCUAAGGCUACAGGCAGAUGCUGCAGAGAUGGCCAAAAUCAAAUUGUUGAAUCUACUACGACUGGUUAAUAGUAGUGCACCUGCAAAUAUGGAAGCAAUUAAUCUCUUGGGUUUGACGAGUCACCUUCGAGAUUAUCGCCUUAAUGAAUACCUUCAAUCAUCACAAACCCAAUUCCAAGGACUUCUUAACAACCCUCUUAGCCUUGCUCCCAACCCUAAUCAAAUGCAAUCUAGUUUUUCAAAUUUAGGAGCCCCACAAUCUACCAGUUGGGAAGGAGGGCCUAGUUGGACUGUUCUUGAGAAUGAGAAUAAUAUCUGUAAUGACAAUUUGAAUAGUUCAUCAUAUGCCUUUCCUCUUGUAAACCCUACUUGUGCAUCAGUCUCAGCCUCUCCAGAGUCCUCUACAGCAAAUCAAAUGGAAAAUAAGAUCAUUAAUCCUAAUGAAAUCUCAGCCCACUCAUCUACCUCAACCACUUUUGAUGCUUUGGGAGAAUUCAAUCUUGAUGAUGAAACCAGUGACUUUUGCUGGACAGAUUUAAUUAACCAAACAUCUAAUCUCUCUUGGCCAAUCACAUCUUAGCACGUGGUUUUCGGAUUAUAUAUAUAUCAAGGGAGAUUUCUGAACAGUUGCUCCUCACCUUCCAAAGUGUUCCUUCAUAGUUUACUUUACAAAAGGAGAUUCAAGUUAUGUUUAGAACCAAUUCAAUAGUCUGUUAUUGUAAAAAAGAGGGGGGGAGAGUGUGAGAACAAGAUAUUACUCUUUUUUUUUUUUUGUCCCCUUUUCAUUUUAUUGCUUCAUUGUAUUAUUCCCCCUGAUUAAAGUUACAUCAUUGUGUUGAUCUUCACUUA